Gryllus bimaculatus (two-spotted cricket) is the source of this 3465-nucleotide messenger RNA. Lineage: Eukaryota; Metazoa; Arthropoda; Insecta; Orthoptera; Gryllidae. The record is from the annotation of a GenBank genome assembly.
AUGAAUAAGCUGGCAAGUCAACCUUUUGCUAAAAGAGUUUUCAACAGCUGGGUUCUGGCAAUCUCUCCAGACCUCCUGCCUAAUUUACCAAAUAAACAAGAAGUAAGCUACAAGGAACAUGUUUCAGCUCCGCCAGCAAAGAGAGAUGAAUUCAGAGGACGCGAGUUCACUGUCACUUUCAUUGAAGCUUCCCUCGACUACUCGUGGUUGAACAGAGAUGGAAAGAGAAUGUUCGACAGUCCCGUUUACAACUUUCUACAAACCCUUGAACGCAAGACAGGGAUAAUAAUGCACAAGAAGCCUGCAGCUUCGUACUCAGUUUUGAUGACAGCACUCAAAAGUGGAGAAGCUGAUUUCGCCGUGACCUUCGUGUAUUUCACUCCUGAGAGACUGAAAAUUUUGGAUUCCACGGCGCCUGUGGCCAUCGGUCCAUUAUGUUUGGUGAUGAAACGUGCGCCAUAUUUCACCUUCGGAAUGGUACUUCUGUCGCCGUACGAGUUUUCUACGUGGACGGCCUUGUUGCUAUCCAUGUGUGCUUUCGCAGUGAUUUGGUAUGUGGUGAAUGUUUUCAGCCUGGUUCAAGGCAGAUACAUCAAGACUUCAUCGGAUGGCAGUAUAUCGCACGCUAUCUUAGACGUCGUGCAAGUAGUGCUCUCCAGUUCCUGCACGCGUUUGGUGCAAACAAAUGCACAGCGAGUCGCCUUCACCGCCGCUCUCUUCUUUGCCGUCGUGGUGAGCAACGCAUAUUCCGGUCAGCUCCUGGGACUGCUCGCGCAUCCACCGCGGCACAAGGACCCUCAAAAUUUGCAGGAAGCAGCUAGAAUAAUCGAAACUGUAUAUUUAACAGAAGACCUGAAAGCGGUUGUUAUUAGUGCGAAUGAAGAUGGAACAUUAACCGAACUCAUAAGUAAAAUUAAACCAAGACAUUUUGGUUUCGACCUCCGUGUGCUUCAGAGAAUGGCGACGGAAUGUCGAAAUGCGAACUCUGUGUAUUUUCCAAUGUACAAAUGCCGGCCAAUGUGUUUAAUAGAAAGAAAUUCACGAUUAGAAGAAUCAUUACUGGAUGACCAGAACGUCGACAGGGCUUCCAAGGCGUGUACCAGAGCAUAUCGCAGGCGUAAAGCGCGCACACUACAGACGACACAGUGCUACCGGUAUGACAACUCUCGCGUCCUGCGCGAGCCGCCGCGACUACUGAAGGGCAUUGAAAAUACCCUUGAUGUCUUCGAAUACCUGCGCGGGCGAACGCUCCGCGUCGACUUUCCGUACCACGCUCUGCUUCUCGUAGUGCUCGAUGAUGGGCAUCGUGUCGUUCAUGUUUUUGGUCAAAUGACACCAGAACCUCGUUCCGAGCUACUUCAACAGAUGGCGUUUGUUAGUACGGGCGAGACGUCUGAUGAUCGUCGUGCUAUUGAAAGGCUCACAAUCGAAGAAGAACUCGAGACGAUUCGCAGAUCUGUAAAGGGGCAAUCAUCUCAUGGCAUUGCGAGCGAGUCUAUUUAUCGAAUGAACUUCUCACUGCAGCCAACGACACCACCAUUUGAAACACCUCGUAGAAUGUGCAUCAGGGGCGGCGCGGGAGAGCGCCAUAACAACGGCCGCCGGCGAGGAGAGUUGCAGGGGCGGGCCCGCCGCGGGCUGGUUUGCGAGUUGAAUAGCGUGGGCGUGGAUGGAGACGAGGCGUGGCGGCGGGGCGCGAGGGGGAGCCGCGCGAAGAAGUCGGAGACCCACGGCCUAGGCGGUCUGGGCGACGCCGCACGGCGCGCGCGGCAUCGGAGAGCGUUGGGGGCUUCUCGGCGUGGGCAGACGGAGGGGGAUCUGGAGGCGGCGUCGGGUGAGAUAGGAGAGAGGGGUGGCCGUGGGGGGGGGCAGAAGCAAGGGCAGGCGCAGGGCGAUGUCCCCAUGGGAGCGAAGGGCGCGGCGCGGCGCGGCGCGGCGUGGCGUGCCGCAUCUAUUGCCAGCCCUCAAGAGGCCUCCCGGGGAACACUGCCCUAUGAGACGCCUCUAAUAACACAAAUGCCCGUAGGAAUAUAUGGAGUGUUUAUAAAGAAUCCACCUCUUCCUGGAGGUUCCGUCACCAAACGCACAUGGAGCGCGCGUGUGAGUGCAAAGGCUGAGGGCCAAAUGCUCCUCGGAGGCCCUGGCGCACACGGGCGGACGGGCGGGCGGCGCGGCGCGGCGUCGAAUGCAGAGUGGCCUCUACUGUCGAUCGUUCGCUACAGAACUUUUAAUCGGCCAACACUGAUCCACUGUCAACAUAACUUAAAAUUCCUGCUCUCCACCGAGGGCUCUUCCAGAAAAUUAUAUGUGGGUUCUCGCACUUUCGUCCUGGGUUCGCAUCCACUUGGCCUUCUCGGGGCGGCAGAUCAAUACACCAUCCAUGUGGGCGAGGCCCCGGGCACUGCAGAACUGGCCAGCGCUUGCAGUCGGGAGGUCCCCUUUAAGCGCCCCGCCAUUUCCCGCGCGGCGCCACCCCGCACCGGCCGCCGCCUCUCCGUCCGCACCCACGCUCUACCCCGCCAGAGUCAGCCGCGCGCCGCUCUUUGUCACCGGUUCCCGUCGGGUGGGCGGGACGCCGGGGGUGUGCCGCGCGCAGACGUCGGAGGUGGCGGGGAGGAGGAGGCGACGGCAGCCUGCUUCUCGAUUCAAUUAGGCACUGAUUUACACCUCACCGCCGGUCGAGCGCGUCGGCGCAACGGGCUGCGGAGGACGCAGUAUGCUGGCGACGGCGGAAAACGCAAGGCAUCCGAGCGUCGGCGAGGGCGAGGGCGAGGAGGAGGGGCACUGAUGGCGCCAGCGCGGCGGCUGGCGAAAAUCGGGCACUUCGUAGAAUGUGACUUCAAGUACGCCUCCCGUUACUCGGAUUUAAGUUGCUUGAUGGUAUCGACGGGCGUUCCCGCGCGGGUCGGCGCCGCCGCGCCCAGGAGCCCGGGCAACGCCCUCGCCAUUAGUUUCGGCCCCAAACUGGAAACGACGCGCGCCCGUGGCUUCCUUGAUGUACGCGUGGAUCAUAAUCAAACAGAUAAGAAGUACCAUUUUAUUAACCUUGUUAACUUUUCUGACAGCAGUUUACCAGUUGGAAGUCUAUCCCUCGGCGGUGAAGGGUCGGUUCGACCACGGGCAGCGAUGCGCACCGCGCGCGACCACGCGCACGCGCGGGCUUCCGCUCACGCCCGUGCGGCCGCCGCCGCUGCUGUCGCUCGCCCAUUAGGCAGCGUGAUGCGCGGCGCGGCCCCAAGUGGCGGCGGCGGUGGUGGCGGUUGUGAGGGCGGUGGUGGAGACGAGGCUACGGGAUUUGAUUUUGUAAAAGUAAAGAGAAAGGCCAAAGCAGUCGAUGUGGAUCGUAGAAGCUCGGUGCCGCAAAGAGGACCUUGGGGACCUCCGGGCGACGGGUCACGGGCGCCCGGGCGCUCCUCGGCGGCGGCGUUCCGGGGACCACCUAGCGCGCCGGUCCUGUUAGCUUAA